Molecule: messenger RNA, 965 nt
Organism: Rubroshorea leprosula
Lineage: Eukaryota; Viridiplantae; Streptophyta; Magnoliopsida; Malvales; Dipterocarpaceae
Source: the annotation of a GenBank genome assembly
AUUCAAAAAAACAGUGAGGAGCCAUAAGCCACAUUUCAUUACAGAUUAACAUACCCAGUUAUCAAUUCACUUGCCCGAAUCACCGCUCAAAACUCACAUCGACCGACUCAGGCGUGCCAUUACAGGUUCUUGGAGCAUGGUUUUCCCACGCCAAAUUUAUAGCCAACUCGGGCAAAUUGAUUUUCAGAACUGGGAAUUUUGACUUAGCCAGAGUGAAAUGCCAGUUCUCUUUUUUAAAGCAUUUCAACAAAGAAUGUGCUACACCAUGGUGUUUUGGCGCUCCCUCCUGCCUGAAGACGAGAGAUCCAAUGAGAGCUCCAUCUAAGAGGCGAUUAUUUAGACUGGCUUGAUAAUUGCAAUCACAAUCCAGCGUCACCGCCAAAUGGAUUUCAACAGAGGGUAGAGGUAGUGGGGAUGGUGGCUAGUAAUUAAUUAUGUUGAUAAAUUACAUAUUUUAAAGUUCAGGCUGCAGCUGCUGGGUCCAUAAGCCAUGCCGCUGCAACUGAGCCUUUGACAACAUAAAAAUGGACAUGAAUGCUGAGCUGCCAAUAAAUACCCUGCAAGCGGUAGAUGAAAGAUGAACCGUUGAACAGCAGCUAGCCUUAAGAUUAGAUGAGGGUCCACCGGGAUGGCAAAGCCAGAUACAGGCAAUUAGUACUGAAAAGAAAGAAUUAAAAGAAGAAGAAAAAGAAAGCAAUUUAACUAGUGAGGCUGAGGAGCUACGCAGAGCAUCAAGACAAGCAGUUGAUAAAGGUGAGUCUUCUUACAGGAGUAACCUGAAAUCAUUAGGAAAUUGUGUCUCCAACUGAAAUAAGUAAAAAGUAAAGACUAAUUCCCAUAAUCUUAUCCCAACAAUUUAAUUUUUAACAGUUAGAUAAAAAAAAAUGCUUUCUCAACUUUUCUUUUUCUCAUAUAUGAAUGACCAUCUGGUUUAUCUCUUACAUACUCGACCUUUUAUUUGUUCC